GAUGUGUAAUUGUUAUUUUAUCGUAUAACUAUACUACUUCUGGAUUGUGUAUAUACUUUUGGUUAUCACCGUCUAUUUCCUCUUAUUUCUAUCGCAUUUCUAUAGUCUUCACUAUGUAUGAAGACGGGGAUAAGGACUCUAAUUUGGAUUUUUUGAAUUUCAUUCCUCAGGGUGAUACUGCUGAGGAGAAUGAUGAUGUCGGCUCUGCUAUUCCAUCAGCUGGAGCUACACAGGUUUACUACGAUAAAGUUGACACAUCAUACUCUGAAGCCAUACAGACGUACGAUGAGGGUGAGAUAGCUUUGAUGGAUGCAUCGCUUUGUGUUUCUCGUGGUCAAGGCGUUGACGACUAUACACAUUACUCUAAAUACUUACGUCCGGGUAUCCAGGUUUCCUUUUGCGGCACUCCUGUUGUUCAGAACAUUGUAGCUUCUGUACAUCUUGGCAAUGAGAUAGAUUUGCGUGAGAUAGCGAUAUCUACUAGGAAUGCUGAGUACAAUCCUCGCAAGUUCAACGCUUUAAUUUUGCGUAUGCAAAAUCCUCGUUGCACUGGAUUAGUAUUUCGCACUGGUCGUUUGAUUGUUACUGGUUGCAAAACUGUGGAAUCCGCUCGUUUGGGUGCUAAGCGUAUUGCUAAGAUGGUCCGUCGUGAACUGGGUGGUGGUAUACAGUUCAAUGAUUUUAAGAUUGAGAACAUAAUUGCUACGUUCAACUGCAACGUUCCUAUUCGUUUAGAGCGACUAUAUGAGGAACACAAGCUGUUUUGCAACUAUGAGCCGGAGAUCUUUGCGGGUUUAGUCUAUCGCAUUGCGAUUCCGUGCAAAAGUGAGGCUGUGUUAUUGGUUUUCGUUUCAGGGAACGUUAUAGUAACCGGCUGCCGGUCUCCUGAAGACAUAUAUCUGAUAUACCGUCGUAUGGCACCCAUUUUAUGCGAAUUUAAGCAUUAGGUGUAAAACUGACCUAUAAACACACAUUUUUAUCAAUUUAUUUAAAUAAA
Messenger RNA from Babesia bovis T2Bo, 997 nucleotides. Its product is annotated as TATA-box-binding protein domain protein. Gene Ontology annotation, biological process: DNA-templated transcription initiation. NCBI's taxonomy places the organism in Eukaryota, Apicomplexa, Aconoidasida, Piroplasmida, Babesiidae. The transcript has 4 exons. The coding region runs from base 114 to 947 and encodes 277 amino acids. The record is from RefSeq and is a predicted model, not a curated record. Gene Ontology annotation, molecular function: RNA polymerase II general transcription initiation factor activity; DNA binding.